GUAAAGGGGUGAUGGUCGAGAUUCGGCUUUUGGGGUUGGAUUAAUCAACAGGAGAGUUUAUUCUCCGAGAAGAAGUCAAAAAGCAACAGGUUUGCCCCGACACCAUGGAGCCGCUUCUGUAUUUAGGCAGUCUGGCCGUUAUCUUCCUGCUGUGGAUCAAAGUGAAAGGCUUAGAUUAUGUGAUCGUUCACCAGAGGUGGAUAUUUGUGUGCCUGUUCCUGCUGCCGCUCUCCGUCCUGUUCGAUGUGUAUUACUACAUGAGGGCAUGGAUCAUCUUCAAGAUGUGCUCUGCGCCCAAAAAGCACGACCAGCGCGUGCGUGAUAUCCAGCGACAGGUGCGUGAGUGGAAAAAAGAGGGAAGUAAGACCCGGAUGUGUACUGGCCGGCCAGGCUGGCUCACCGUGUCUCUGAGAGUGGGAAAAUACAAGAAAACCCACAAGAACAUCAUGAUCAAUCUGAUGGACAUUCUGGAAGUAGACACAGAGAGACAGGUGGUGAGAGUUGAGCCACUGGCCAACAUGGGUCAAGUGACGGCUUGCCUUAACUCAGUCGGCUGGACCCUGCCGGUGCUGCCUGAGCUGGAUGACCUGACUGUGGGUGGUUUGGUGAUGGGCACAGGCAUCGAGUCGUCCUCCCAUAUUUACGGGCUGUUUCAGCACAUCUGUGUUGCAUAUGAGCUGGUUCUAGCUGAUGGCAGCUUGGUGCGAUGCACUGAGGAGGAGAACUCAGACCUGUUCCAUGCUGUCCCCUGGUCCUGCGGCACUCUUGGGUUCUUGGUUGCUGCGGAGAUUAAAAUAAUCCCGGCGAAGCCAUGGGUGAAGCUGCACUAUGAGCCGGUCAGAGGACUGGAGAACAUCUGCAGACGCUUCACUGAAGCAUCGGAGAACAAGCAGAACGCCUUUGUCGAGGGAAUCCAGUACAGUGAGAACACUGCUGUGAUCAUGACGGGAACCAUGACCGACCAUGCAGAGCCCGACAAGGUGAACAGAAUUGGCCUGCACUUUAAACCCUGGUUCUUCAAACACGUGGAGAGCUACCUGAACAAAGACCGCUCUGGGGUUGAGUACAUCCCUCUGAGGCAGUACUAUCACAGACACACUCGCAGCAUCUUCUGGGAGCUCCAGGAUAUCAUUCCCUUCGGGAACAACCCCAUCUUCCGCUGGCUGUUUGGGUGGAUGGUCCCCCCUAAGAUCUCACUCCUGAAGCUCACGCAGGGGGAAACCAUCAGACGACUCUACGAGCAGCACCACGUGGUCCAGGACGUGCUGGUACCCAUGAAGCACCUGGAGGCCUCCAUCACACGCAUGCACAAGGACAUGAAUGUUUACCCUCUGUGGCUGUGUCCAUUCCGGUUGCCACCAAGCAGAGGCAUGGUGCACCCCAAAGGCCAGGAAGAGGAGCUCUACGUGGAUAUUGGAGCUUAUGGCGAACCCAAAGUCAAACACUUUGAGGCUAAAGCGUCGACACGUCAGCUGGAGAAGUUUGUGCGAGAUGUGCAUGGGUUCCAGAUGCUGUAUGCAGAUGUGUACAUGGAACGAGAGGAGUUUUGGGAGAUGUUUGAUGGACAGCUGUACCACAGACUGAGAGAAGAACUGGGCUGUAAAGAGGCAUUCCCGGAGGUUUACGACAAAAUCUGUAAAUCUGCCAGACACUGACGCCCCCCACCCCCACCACCACCACCACCAUCAGCCCUGCGUCACAGACCCACCGAGGCACUGUCUGCCGCUUGGUGACAGAAAGCACACUUCAUUGGUAAUUUUGGAGAAAUUACGCCUCUGCAUUCAUCCCCAUCCAGUUUAUAGUUAACCUUAACUAAACACGCUGGAGCAGUGGAUUGCCUCGAUGCAGCACUGGGGAAGCAGCGGGGGUCAUUGUCGACCUAUCAGCAGCGGGAUUUGAACCUUCAAAGUCUGCUUCUCUAAAUCCUACACUACUACCUACAGCUACAAGUUUUUACAGUUCUCAGAAAAACAAACAAAAAAAACUAUAAUACUCUGAAGCAUUGUUCUGAAUGUUAUUGAAGGUAGAACUGAUAUUGUUUUCAUACACAAAUACUGUGAAGAGGGAGAAGAAAUAUUUUCACAUAAAUCUAUCCAUUUGUUUCAUGACAGCUUAUUUUUAACAUUGUGUUUCCAAUCUCCUGUGCUGCUUGACUCAAACCUCAUAAGGCCUUUUUAAAAUCAAACCAAAUAUUUGUUUGUUCUACAUUGUGUAACUUUUCUGCGGAUUUCAAUGCCGUUAUCUCAUUGUUCUCAAAGUGCCAUUGUGUUUGAACUCAAGAUCCCUAGGCUAGUCUUCAAACACAUUUUCAAAUAAUACUUUUGUGAUCAUGAAGAAGAAAAAAACUAUUUUUUUGAAACAUAUGACAACAAUUCUGAUGUUGAUCUGUGAUCU
Molecule: messenger RNA, 2394 nt
Organism: Salarias fasciatus (jewelled blenny)
Lineage: Eukaryota; Metazoa; Chordata; Actinopteri; Blenniiformes; Blenniidae
Gene: dhcr24
Product: 24-dehydrocholesterol reductase
Exons: 9
Coding region: 105-1655 (516 amino acids)
Biological process (GO): steroid metabolic process
Cellular component (GO): cytoplasm; membrane
Molecular function (GO): FAD binding; Delta24(24-1) sterol reductase activity
Source: RefSeq, a predicted model, not a curated record